UCGGGCUGCACGCAGCAGCGGCAGAGAAGGCAGCAGCUUUGCCCUCGGGGCUCUUAUCCCCCCUCCUCCUCCUCCUCCUCCUGGUCCUCCUUCGUCUUCGACCAUAACUAACAACCUGGAUGAGGCCAAUUACUUGGACUUAAUCUCUCAUAACGUCUCCUUUCCGAUCGACUGAUGUGGAGUGAGUUAAGCGAUGGCUGGGGAGAUCCGAGUCCGCGGGGUGCGAGAGGUGUCUGCUUGAGAUUAAGAGACACUUUGAUUUGGCUGCAGAGCGGAUUCGGGAGAAAUUGAUCCGGCGGACACCACCAUGCACCGAGCAGAGGAUUUUACACUCAGAGAGCCACUGACUGUGUGUGAUGUAGGAUUAGUGUGACAGCCUGGUGUCUGAAGGAUUUUUUUUUUCUUUUUUAAUUUAUUUAUUUGGUCAGGAAUCUGCUUCCUCUCCGUUCGCUGUCCUCCGGGUUCCUGCAGAACUCCUGACUCGCGGAGAGCCCAUGCAGCCGCAAAGGGAGAGGAGCGAAGCGCGACCCCGAGCUGGAUGGAUGGUUAUGGGGGAAAGAGGAAGACCCUCGGCGCUUGACGUGUGCAGAGUCUUCGCUGUGUUUUUCGCUCUUUUCCCCUCCGCGAGUCUGCAGUGCAAGGUAAUCAAGUGCACCACUGAAUAUCUGGCGAUCACCUCAAACUCUGGACUCGAGCAGGAGGAGUACUGCACGGCUCUGCGGGCGUAUAAAAGCUGCGUGAGCCGACUGGCGCGGAGCUGCAGGGGCGACCUGGCCUAUCACUCCGUCCAGCAUGGCAUAGAGGACCUAAUGAACCAAAAGAACUGCUCCAGGGAGGGGCCGACAUUCCAGCCGCGAGCCAGAACCCCGCCUCCUCCUCCUCCACCUCCCCCGGUCGUGACCGACAGCCAGGAGCGUUCCGACGGGCCGGAGGUGUGUCACUAUGAGCGCAGUCUGACACGUAACUCGGCCCCGCCUAACUACACCCACUGUGGCUUCUUCGGAGACCCUCACCUCAGGACCUUCGGCGAUGACUUUCAGACGUGCAAGGUGGAAGGAGCCUGGCCUCUCAUCCAUAACAAAUUCCUGUCGGUCCAGGUGACCAACUCGCCUGUGCUUCCAGGAUCUGUGGCAACGGCCACCAGCAAGCUCACAAUCAUCUUCAGAAAUUACCAGGAAUGCGUUGAGCAGAAGAUGUACCACGCAGAGACGGACGACCUGCCGGCAGCGUUCGCUGACGGCUCUAAGAAUGGCGGCGACCGCUACGGGGCCAACACUCUGCGCGUGGUGGAGAAGGUUCCUGGGCAGCACGUGGAGAUCCAGGCCAAGUAUAUCGGCACAACCAUCGUGGUCCGGCAGGUGGGCCGCUACCUGACCUUCGCUGUGCGCAUGCCUGAGGAGGUUGCUCACUCGGUGGAGGAAGGCGACACCCAAGACCUGUAUUUGUGUCUCCACGGUUGUCCGGCCAAUCAGCGCAUUGACUUCCGGAACUUCAGAGCCCGGGCAGCGGAGGCGACUCAGGGUGCCAGUAGGACGAGGGGCAGCGCCGGGACAAACGGCUUCACCUUCAAGUCAGCAAAGGUCAAGUGCAAAGAGCGACUUCCAGUGGAAGAUCUGUACUUCCAGUCCUGUGUGUUUGACCUCCUCUCCUCUGGAGACAUUAAUUUCACCAUGGCGGCAUACUACGCUUUUGAGGAUGUAAAAAUGCUCCACUCAAACAGCAACAGAUAUCACAUCUAUGAAAAGGAUGCCCUAAACAGCGCGACAUGGGGAGGCAAAAAUGUACUUUUGGCUUCGGUCCUCAACCUGCUGGCCAUCUUACUGUGGAGCGCAGCUCUUCUGUAGAUUGUUUGACAUGCUCUCCUCAUGUCGUGUCUGUCAGUGAGUGUGGAAAUACAAUCGCUGUGUCGUAUAUAUUUGCCUCUCCAGCAGCUCAUUUUGGUGGUUUUGACAUCUGCCUGAUGACAGGAUGACGCUCACCACUCCCUCGCCCACCUGUCAUCACGUGCAUUUAGCUGCUUUUACUCUUUGAAGAGAGCCCAGAUCUCAGGAUGUCCACCUGGGAUUAAAACGUAUGACUAACCCCCAAGAUGAUCUUCUGCAGAAAGAGGGGUCUGCUGAUCCUCCCUCCUCUGAUCCACACAUCGGUGCCAGGUCCAUCCAUGGCUCAUGUGGCUGAGUAAGGGAUUGGAGUGGGUGGGGAUUGGGACCUAACAGGGGCUUUUGUUAACCUAAGGCCAGAGGCAGCUCCACGUUUGAUUAGUUUCCAGCUUUGGGAAAGGCUGAGAUUUUCGAAGGAAGCUCCCAGCCAAAAGGAUGUCAGAGCAACGUCUCCAGUUGUCUGCUGUGGAGAUUAAUGAGUCAUAUUGUUAGGUUUUGUAUGUGUGCGCGUGCGUGUGUGUGCAUUAGUACAAUGUGUGUGAAGAAUUCAGCAUCUGUGGUUAAUUUGGUGUGUUUGUAAGAGCAGGAUUUUCCAGACAUACAUAUAUAAAUAUAAAAGGAAAAGAAAUCUCCAGCGGGAAAUCUUUCUCAUGUCUUUGUGUUCCUCCCAGAAUAUUUUUGGAGAAAUAAAAGACAAAAUAGUCUCCUCCUGCCAAAUCACCAACUGGAAUCAAUAGAAACACGUCAUUUGUCAGUGACACACAGGCGUCCCCGCUAUUGUUUAAACUGACACACUGUUCGUUUUUUGAGCCUGUUGUGUGAAACCGGCAGAGAGAAGCAACUUUACUGGCGCUUUGGAGGAGGUCGAUCAACCGAUUGGACUGUGACAGCUCCGUUUCUAACAACAAUAUAGAUGGUGGCUGUUCAGCUCAGGAGACGUCACCUCUGUUUGGUUUUAAGCGUUUACAGACCGAGACUUGACUGAGUCACACCGGCUAAACAAUAAGCACGUCCUUAAAGGGGAAAAAAAGGUGAUCUCAUGGCUGAAGUUGUUGCCAAAGAACGCCUUCCUGUGCCAACGUUCGCCUCCUAACUGAAUUUUCAUCUCUCAACCUCAAGCUCUUUACAUUGCGGGAAUCUUCUUUGUAUAUAACUUGUGUUUGCCAUAAAGUGAGAAAAUACAGUUGCUUUUGUGUGUGUGUGUGUGUGUGUGUGUGUGUGUGUGUCAUGUCAAUACAUGCUUCUCGCUGGAAGACAUCUUUCAGCUGCAUCAUCUUCUCCAUGCUCUUACUACCUUUUCGACUUUACGGACGUUUAUCGUUUACCCCGAAAGUGUGCGGCAGGCCUUUCUCACUGCUGUUCUGAAAAUGCGUUCUAAAUACACUCCAACAACAAAAUAGUAGUGGUGUUAAACCGUGUGUCAAUGGAUGUAACUGUGUGUUUUACAGUAUCUGGUUCGACUCGUAUUCUGUGAGAAUUGUACAUAGGUUUUGUGCAUUGUUGUGUUUAGAUUUGUAUAUCACUCGUUGUGUUUUUGAAUUUAUCCCUUCAGAUUUUUACACAAUGUUUUUGGUGAAUGUGAGCCUCUAAUUCUUAAAAAAAAAAAAAAAAAAAAGGAUUUAAAAAUUAUUUUUCAGCAACACAAACGCCAUAGAAAGGUUUUCAAGACAGUACACAUGCUGACAAAAUGAGAAGAUCUCUUGUUUACCAUUAACGCAGCCCACCUUUCUGAAAAAGAGAAUGUAGGAAAAUGUUCUGUGGCGUUUGUGUGUGUGAGUUUGAUGCACUUUAUGUUUGUUUUUUUCUUUUAAUGCUGAUGCUUAAAAUGGAUUGUAAAAACUAGCUGACUGGGAAAGGCCAGAAAGAUCAAACUGUGUUCUAAUGUAAAUCUUAUGUGGUCCCACAUGCCAGCUGUUGAUAAUGUAAGUUAUUUAUUGAAUAAAAGACAAAGUCUUGUCAAUGA
Poeciliopsis prolifica (blackstripe livebearer) is the source of this 3843-nucleotide messenger RNA. It is a transcript of the gene rgma, whose product is annotated as repulsive guidance molecule BMP co-receptor a. NCBI's taxonomy places the organism in Eukaryota, Metazoa, Chordata, Actinopteri, Cyprinodontiformes, Poeciliidae. The record is from RefSeq and is a predicted model, not a curated record. The transcript has 4 exons. Gene Ontology annotation, molecular function: coreceptor activity. Gene Ontology annotation, biological process: BMP signaling pathway. Gene Ontology annotation, cellular component: plasma membrane. Bases 495 to 1844 code for a protein of 449 amino acids.